This is a messenger RNA of Limulus polyphemus (Atlantic horseshoe crab), 4712 nucleotides long. Its product is annotated as beta-1,4-mannosyl-glycoprotein 4-beta-N-acetylglucosaminyltransferase-like. Gene Ontology annotation, molecular function: beta-1,4-mannosylglycoprotein 4-beta-N-acetylglucosaminyltransferase activity. The transcript is spliced from 3 exons. Gene Ontology annotation, biological process: protein N-linked glycosylation; N-acetylglucosamine metabolic process. Gene Ontology annotation, cellular component: membrane. The record is from RefSeq and is a predicted model, not a curated record. Lineage: Eukaryota; Metazoa; Arthropoda; Merostomata; Xiphosura; Limulidae. The coding region runs from base 837 to 1700 and encodes 287 amino acids.
UAAGAACUAGCGACUAGUAAUACAAAUAAUAACCUUUGCAACUUAAAUUAAAAGGCACUACACGGAACAAUUAGCGUACAGAAGGAGAAUAAAGCUAUACUAAGAUGUUAUCUGCAGUGAAAACUAAACUUCAGCCAGAUGACAAAGCUUUAUAAGCUAAUAUGUACCUGCUAGUAUGAGAAGAAAGCCAGUCUACCACCUGCCAUUCAAUUUAUAAAUGCUCAUAUGUUGAUGUAUACCUGUAAUACUAAUAAGGCAUGAUGUCAGUUACAGGAAAAUGUUUCAUUUUGAAUCAGAGAUGUUGUGACCACUUCCAUAGUGGUGCCAUGAAGAAAAUCUUAUUUCUGCUUGCAUUGGUUCAGGGAUUUUUGAUCUGGCACUACUAUUCUGGAAAGAAGAUUUCACAAUCUAUUCUGUUUAGUGACAGUCCAGCUGGUUCUGUUUCUGGAUACGUGUAUCAGAGCUUUCACCAGUCAGGUCUCUUUCAUAUACCAUUGACACAUCAAGAGGACAUGAAUUCCUUUUAUACUGAAAUAAGUAACAAUGUAUGGUGCUUCACCCAAGGUGUGAAUUACACCAGAUACUAAAAAAAAAGUAAAUGUAUUUGUUUGACUGGUUGGUAUGGCUCAGAUUGUGGUCUUCCACAGUCUGUGUGGAGUUCAGAGUUCUUACUGGAUGGCACUAAACCAGGAGUAUGGAUCAAAAGACGUGAUCGUCCCAGGAGAAUUAUCAAUGGUGUUGUCUUCACAGUAGAUUAUGAUCUCUUGGAGAUCCGUGUCAAUGAGUUGAACAGUUCAGUGGAUGCAUUUCUUAUAGCAGAACAGAAUUGUUCUACUAUGGAAGAUGAAUCUUCUUCACCUCUUUUAUCCAAACUACAAGAAGGAUUUCUUAAGAAAUUUCACAGUAAAAUUAUUUAUGUUUCUAUAGAUGAUAUUAGUUCUAUAGGGUUUGAAUCCAUAGAAGAUAGUGCAUGGGAAUAUGUAUCUCAGAUGGAAUUAUGGAAGAAUGGUUUAAAAAUGUUAUCAGAUUUUCGUCCUGAUGACAUGUUUGUAUUUUCUAAAAUGGCAGAUAUUCCAUCUCGUGAUGUUCUUCUUUUCUUCAAACUCUACAAUGGUUUUCCAGAGCCAAUUGGCUUCCAUUUAAGGACUGUAAUGUAUAAUUUUGCAUUGCUUGAAUCUGUACCAAGCUACAAGACCAAUAGCAACAGGAGUGAAAUUAAGUUAAUGGCAUGUUCCUUUACAUUUUUCAGCUCCUAUUGUGACUACAGUAUAAAAAAGUUGCAAGAAAGGAAGUGGGAUACAAAUUCAAAACUGUUAACAGAAUUUCAGAUGAACUUUGAGAAGUUAAGCUACUGGAAAGUUGGAUCUCUGAAGACACCAGCUGGUUGGAGUUGCCGAUGGUGUCUUCGGCCACGUGAACUGAGGAAAGCUCUUAUUGAUCAGCAGUGUCCAAACAAACCAAUGGGUGUUCCUCAGGUGUCUGAUACCUUAGUAAAUGAUAAUACAUCACUUGCCAUUGAGAUGUUUGCCAAAUCAGGAAUGUCACUGGACAAGUCUUCCUUUGGACAUCGAGUAUUUCAAUCAGAAAAUGAUCAGUACUAUGCCCCUUCUUAUGUUCUUCUGAAUAGGAAGAGAUUUGAUUUCCUGUUGGGAGAUAUUAGUGAACAUGUACUUCAAGUGAGAACAGAAACUGUGAACUAAGGCUAAACUGCACUGGUUAAUAAGAAAUUGGAAAAUAAAUUAUUAACUAAUGUACAUUCUGAGUGUUAUUAAAGAUGCAUGUAAAAUAAAAUAUAGUAGGAUGUUGAAAAUCAGUAUUACAGUAUGAAGGCUGUAACAAAUAACAGAAAUUGAUAGAUUAGGCUUAAUGUUAACUUCUGAUAAUAUCACUGAGUAUGUAUUUAGUGCCUGAAUGAGUAGUUUAUUGUAAUAUGACUAAAAUUUCAUUAUAUCCAAGAUUUAUCAAGGGUUUAUUCAGAGUCCAUUUACAGUAUAUAAGACAAAACUAAGUACUGGUGUAGUUAAUACCUUACUAUUUUUAAAAAUGAUUAUUAAAUUUUGUUAUUGCAUUAAUUUUAGCCACAUCUCAAUAACAAGAAAGCUAAGAGUGGCUUUAUUCAUAAUAAUUUUUUCUUUAUUAAUUGAUUACAUUUAAAUAUCAGUCCCAGACUUGACAGUGUAUGUGUGUGUGUGUGUGUGUGUGUGUGUGUAUAUAUAUAUAUAUAUAUAUAUAUACUAUGUUGGCAAAUGACAACAUUGGCAGAUCCUAUGUUGUAAAGAUCGUGGCACAGUUUUACAUUAUGAUUUUUUUAAAAGUACAAUACUUCAAUGUGUAGAAAUGGAGAAAGUUUUACAAACUUCUCGAGUUCAAUGAUGGCACAGUUUUACAUUAUGAUUUUUUUAAAAGUACAAUACUUCAAUGUGUAGAAAUGGAGAAAGUUUUACAAACUUCUCGAGUUCAAUGAUGACAUUUACUACCUUGUGUUCAUUUGAAGUUUUAGAUUUACAUUCACUAAUGUGAUAUCUUCCUGAAAACAUUUUAAUUUUUGCCUUCUUUUCUUCCCAACUAAUACAAAAUCAACUUUUUACUGUCUUAGCUAUUUUCGUACAAAGGCCUUUAGUUUCAGUUUCCUGAUUGCUUUUAAUUGCUUGACAUCGACAAUUUAACUUUUACAAAAUGAAUUACAACUUUUGGUCGUAGAUUGAUGAAGAAAUCUAUAAAACAUGCAGUUAUUUAUGGAGUUGACCCUACAUUAUGGAUAGAAAUCAGGAAAAAUCUUUUUUAUUUUGUUUAAAAUAAUGUAUAUUUUAAUAAAAAUGACAAGAUUUUUUAUAAGAGAGUUUGAUGGGAAUGCUGUUAAUGAACUGCAACUAAUUAACAGUUCUGAGACUUAACUUGAAAAAUAGAACAUUAUGUAUCUCUGCAUUGAUUUGAGAACAAAUGUUUACCAGUGCAAUAAGGUAAAACUGCUCACUUUUUAAAAUAUUUCAAAUUUUCUAUUAAUGAAAUAGGAUUUAUCUUCCCAGUUGAAAGAACACAAUAACUGGUAGAUUUAUUCUUGAGAUAUAGAAAGCCAUUCCAUGUUGACUUGCUGUCAGUAACCAUGUGACUCUAGGUUCAUGUAUUAACCUAACCCCGUUACUACCCACUCUCCCACCUUUCAUGUGAUUUAUUGCAUGUGUGGUAUAUGCUGUACUUUCUUCAUAAUUCAUAUUUCUAAGUUGCAGUCAUGAUGGAAAAUCUUGUAUCAUCUUGUUGUGUUUGUGGGGGGUUAAAUUGUAUGCAGAAAAAAUGCAGAAGUUAAAAUAGCAUGCAAGAGUUCCUACUGGACUAAUUCAAAUAAAUUCAGAAUCUCUAAAGAGAAGGAGAGACUGCAAAUAAUCGGGUAUGAUAAGAAGAAAUGCAGGGGUAGGUAAUAACCUUAGUUGCAUUAAACUGUGUAAACAUAGAAUCUCCUAAAAGAAAAGAGUAAAGUUUUUUUUGUAUUGCUCAAUUGAACGACUUCUCAACUGUAGACACCUUGUAGUUGUUAACAAAAGUGUUGGGAAGCAAAGAAAAACAAACUUGAAUUACUAUGCAACAUAGAUGUGGGUCUAAGUGGUAAAUAAACAGGUAGUUUAAAAUAACUCUCCUGCUGUGGCUUCCAUCUGGCUUGGUGAAUAACCAUAGCUGGCAAACAUUGAUUUCUGAAGCUGAAAAUAUAGUAAUAUGUUGUAGAUAGAAGUUUAGAAAUGUCUUUGAAUUCAUCCACAAGCUAGCCUGUAUGAUGCCUUAUAAUGGGUACUGAGACUGGAAAGCCAAAGACAUUGCCAGAUGGCAAAUUUGAUGAGGUAUACCUCAAAAAAUUCACUCGUAAGGUGUUUGGAUAUAUUAUGAUACACAAGAUGGAUCAGAUGCACAAGGUAGUUCUUUAACAUGGAUGGAGCAAACUUAACAGCACAAAUGUCAGCAAGAAAAUAUGAAUCAUGGAUGAAAAACAGGGCUUACAUAAGGUGGGAGAGUGGAGAAUUAUGGGUAAGUUGAUGCAUGCUCUGCAUUGCAUUAAGGACAUUCAAAACUUUGAGUCACACAGUUGUUGACAGCAGGAAAGCAAUGCAAUAAGGAAAGGCUUUCAGUAUUUCAGGGGUAAGUACCUGUUUGAAAUUUAUUUUAACCUACAAAUUUUUUGAAGUUGAUUUAUUAUUACUCUUAAUCUUUACAAUAUUGUUCAUUUAAAUUUGUAAUUCAUCUUUGGCUGUCAAAGAGAUUAUUUAUUCCAAACAUUAACAAAAAUUUGUGUUAUGAAAUAUACACCUUCCUACUAAUGAGUAUUUAAUGUAGCAUUGAUGUAAAUAUUGAUAUUGUGGUUUGUUUACUAAUUUUUGGUUCUCUUAGUUUUCUUUUAUAUUACAAUUUUUUAACAAAAAUAAUUAUAUAUAAAGCAAAAUUAUGCAUUUAUUUUAAACUAUCAUUGCUGUACAAACUUUGUUAAAAAAAUUACUGUGUUUGUUGCUUGAUGGUUUACUAACAAAAAUAGGCACAUGUACAUUUGAGUUUAUUGUUGUAUAGAACCAUAAGUAGUGAUUUAGACUUGGUGCAGUGUUAUAUUCUAACUUAUAGAGGUAAUAUUUUGUGGCAUAUAUGAUAAAAACAAAGUUGCUUAUGCUGGAACUAAAAUUGAUGAAAUACUAAUUAUCAUUAUAGUUCUCAAAACAAAAAAAAAACUAAACAUA